UUCUUUUAAGAUCUUUAUAUUUACCCCCAGCUCCGCCGCAAACAAAACGAAUUUGGAUGUGAGUCCGCAGCCAAGACUGGUGGGAGAGAGUGGUCUUGAGAGAAUUUAGUGACCAGGAAUGGCGAGAGAAUUUUAGGAUGAGUCGGCAGUCGUUCAUGAAAUUAUGCGAGCUCAUGAAGACUAUUUCGCCGGAGGAGGUAACUGUGCGAAGAGCAAUACCGUUGGCAAUGAGGGUUGCCAUGGUACUCUACAAGUUGGGCAGCAGCGCCGAAUAUAGGCUGAUCGCUAAUCAGUUCGGGGUGCAUAAAAGCACCGUCAAGAAGUUUGUUUAUAUGUUCUGCAAAAGUAUGGUGCAAGGACCUAUAAAAUACCUCAUAAGGGUACCAACGGAGGAGGAAGCCCUCUACAUCGCAUCCAGAUUCGAGGCCAGCUACCACUUGCCAAAUGUGAUGGGCAUCAUUGAUGGCACACACAUCCCCAUGUUGCCCCCUUCAGAUGGGUACAAAGACUUUGUCAAUCGAAAAGGCUGGCCGUCCUAUGUGCUCCACGCAGUUGUCGACCACCAAUUUUGCUUCUGGAACAUCAGCUGUAAGAUGCCCGGUAGCGCACACGACGCCAGUGUUCUCCGCAACUCGGAUCUCUUCCAAAAAGCCCAUCUACUGCCUAAGGUGAGACCCAAAAGGGGCCAAUGCAACCCCAGUGGUGCGAUGAACACCUGCAGCUCGACUUGAGAGACUUGGUUUGGGUUUACCAAGCAUAUUAUAACCCUAUAACCCUAACCCAUUAAGUAAUGUUUUACUUCCGUCUUUCUUUAUUUUAGGGUGAUAAAAUCAUCGAGGGAGAGAGCAUCAGGCUAGUCAUUGUUGGGGAUCCUGCAUAUCCGCUCCUUCCGUGGCUGGUGAAAGGACAUCUCAGCUCCCCAUGGCUAACUCCAGAGCAGGAAUCUUUCAACGUGUAUCUAAGUUCGCUCCGGGUUGGGGUGGAAAAUACAUUUGGGAUUCUAAAGGCAAGAUGGCGUGUUCUGUUGAAACGUAGUGACUUUCACUUCACAUUCACACCGACUGUCAUCGCAACCUGCUUUGCUUUGCACAAUUUUUGCCAGCUUCAGAGGGAACAUAUAAACUGGUUAGAAGAGGCUGCAACUCCAGACGGAAUCUAUCCUCAGCCUGCCCAGCCAGCAAAUGUUAAUGAACAUGGUAACCACGAAAGGGCCGUGGUUACAGGAUAUAUGGCCACUCACUUUCCCCUUCGCAGUGGUCAUCUCUAUUAAUUGAAACACGUAUGGUUAAGGGAACAUAAUG
Gadus chalcogrammus (walleye pollock) is the source of this 1301-nucleotide messenger RNA. RefSeq lists its product as uncharacterized. The record is from RefSeq and is a predicted model, not a curated record. NCBI's taxonomy places the organism in Eukaryota, Metazoa, Chordata, Actinopteri, Gadiformes, Gadidae. The coding region runs from base 138 to 731 and encodes 197 amino acids. The transcript is spliced from 2 exons.